AGGCAGAAUUCCCAUCCUUUUUUCUCUUCUCCUCCUCCUCCUCCCUGCGAUGGCAAUGGCUAACCAUUCCUCUUCCUCUUCGUCGUCUUCGUCCAGGGUCGAAAGUCUUCGCAGCGAGCGCAUCUAUUCAUCCAAACUAUACUUUGAUGUCCCACCCACCAAGGUUCCCAUCAUCUACUCCAAAUCCUACCGUAUCUCGCUCUUGGGUUUCGAAAGAAUGCACCUGUUCGAUUGUUGCAAAGGAGCCCGUAUAUGCCGAUUCCUCAUUGAAGAAGGGAUUCUGAGCAAAACCCAAAUCGUAAAGCCGGUUUCGGCUUCCAAAGAUGAUCUUCUUGUGGUGCAUUCGAAUGCAUAUCUCAAGAGCCUGAAGAAGAGUGCGAAUGUGUCUGAAAUAAUUAAGAUUUCAGCAGUUUCUCUUCUUCCAAACUACAUUGUUCAACAGCGGAUCCUACGCCCACUGCGCAAGCAGGUGGGUGGUACGGUUCUGGCAGGGAAGCUGGCGAAGGAGCGAGGUUGGGCCAUCAACGUUGGCGGUGGUUUUCACCACGGCUGCGCAGAGAAAGGCGGUGGAUUCUGUGCAUACGCAGACAUCACACUUUGCAUCCGUUAUGCAUUUCAAUGCCUAAAUAUUACCAGGGCGAUGAUUAUAGAUCUUGAUGCCCAUCAAGGGAAUGGUCAUGCAACAGAUUUUGCAGAUGACGGAAGAGUUUACAUACUUGACGUGUAUAAUAAAAACAUAUAUCCACGAGAUUAUGAAGCAAGAAAGCUUAUUAAUCAAAAGGUUGAGCUGGUGAGCGGAACAACAACCGAGAAAUAUCUUGAAUGUCUUGAAAAUGCACUUCAGGCCGCAGAAAGGGCAUUUCAUCCGGAGCUAGUGGUCUACAAUGCUGGAACGGAUAUCUUGGAUGGCGAUCCCUUGGGAAGACUAAAGGUCACCCCGAACGGGAUCAUUGCUAGAGAUGAGAAGGUGUUUAAAUUUGCAAGACGAAGAAACAUACCACUUGUGAUGCUUACCUCAGGUGGUUACUUGAAGUCAAGUGCUCGAGUUAUAGCAAAUUCUAUAAAAAAUCUAAAAGCAAAAAAUUUGAUUGAUCUGGAGAUGUCUGAAAGCAAAGUGUCUGGUCAGUUUGUGUAACUUACAAUCUCAGGCACUACUUGCAUUUUGUGUAAUUCUUGUUUUAGAUUUAAGAGGAAGGAGUUCCUUAAAAGUUCGAGGACUUCUUCUGGAAUAUUAUCUCGUAAGAGAGCAUUGUGGAGCACCUUCUUUGGGUGAUCUUUAUAAACCAAUUCAAUGUUCAAAUAAAUCCUCAUAUUCUACACUU
Nymphaea colorata (pocket water lily) is the source of this 1322-nucleotide messenger RNA. Its product is annotated as histone deacetylase 2-like. NCBI's taxonomy places the organism in Eukaryota, Viridiplantae, Streptophyta, Magnoliopsida, Nymphaeales, Nymphaeaceae. The coding region runs from base 50 to 1135 and encodes 361 amino acids. The transcript is spliced from 13 exons. The record is from RefSeq and is a predicted model, not a curated record. Gene Ontology annotation, molecular function: histone deacetylase activity.